AUGUCUUUUCAAAUAGUUUCAGAGCGGCUUAAGGCCUUGCAAGAGUCAAACGCCCUGCUAAAAGAGCUCAUUGAUCGUCUCGCAAACCUCAAGUUUCAACCUGGAUCGGUUCCUCUCGACGACGACGAGAACAAUGUUAAGGUGGAACUCACCUCGGAGAUCCACCAGCUCAUAAAAGACCAGGAUGAAGAUCUAGCUAUCUUACAAGAAGAUGUAACUGAUGUAGAGGUUGGAAGAUCCGGCGGAGAGUUGGAGCAGCAAAAGGUCCUACUCGACAGCGGGGUUAAGAAAGCUAGGGAAGAGCUGAAGGCACUUGUGAUAGCCUUUCGCAGAGCCCAGAUGUCUGCUAAGCGGAGUCUCGAAGAAGCACAGCGCGAGGAACGCAAGCUCCUCUUACAAUCCUAUCUUGAUCCCCAACCCGACAAACCAACACAACCCUUAGUACCACGGCGACGCAACCUGCCAUCUUCAGAACUUUCGAAGGAGGAAAAGACGGUUAAUGCAAGCACGGAUGUUACGCUUGCCCUCCGACGCACACAUGAUAUGAUGGCUGCUGAGCUCUCACGCUCACAGUUCGCACAUCAGACUUUGCAGGAGUCGACUGCAGCAUUAGCGCAGCUAUCGGAGACGUAUUCUACACUCGAUACUCUAUUAUCGAGUUCUAAGAAUCUUCUUGGGACAUUGCUAAGGAGCCAGAAGAGUGACACCUGGUACCUCGAGACCGCAUUCUACGUUCUCUUGGUUACGAUUGCUUGGCUAAUUUUCAGGCGAUUCUUGUAUGGUCCGGCGUGGUGGUUGGUAUGGCUGCCAGUGAAGAUGUUUUGGAAAGGUUCUAUGGGAGUUCUGUCAACUACAGGGGCAGUAGGUCGCUCAAGUGUUGAUACGAGCAUCACUUCCGUGGUUGGACAUUCGACGGUCGUGCAUAGUACCGGUACGAGAACGCCUAUACCCACAAUUGCCGGAUCACAUGCUCGGAGUAUGAACGUCGGUGGUGGUGGUAGGGGGGCGCCGAUGAGGCCAAUGGACGCUCCCCAGGGACAAGGCAGCGUUUCUGAGCAAGUUGGCAGGAUUAUCGACGAAAGUCGAAAUGACUACGCCGGAGAAGAGAAACCAGCCCAAGAGGAGAGUGGUGGUGACGCAAAUGGGGAAGGGGAGCAGGCCCAGGCUAAAAGAAAUCCUCUGAAGAGAAUGUGGGAAGAGGAUAAAGAAGCAGCAAAGGAAGCUCAACGUCGGAAGGACGAGUUAUAG
Messenger RNA from Amorphotheca resinae ATCC 22711, 1248 nucleotides. RefSeq lists its product as hypothetical. The coding region runs from base 1 to 1248 and encodes 415 amino acids. Gene Ontology annotation, biological process: retrograde vesicle-mediated transport, Golgi to endoplasmic reticulum. The record is from RefSeq and is a predicted model, not a curated record. The transcript is spliced from 2 exons. Gene Ontology annotation, cellular component: endoplasmic reticulum; SNARE complex. NCBI's taxonomy places the organism in Eukaryota, Fungi, Ascomycota, Leotiomycetes, Helotiales, Amorphothecaceae. Gene Ontology annotation, molecular function: SNAP receptor activity.